This is a messenger RNA of Hippocampus zosterae (dwarf seahorse), 1589 nucleotides long. RefSeq names its product cysteine and glycine-rich protein 2 (gene csrp2). Gene Ontology annotation, biological process: sarcomere organization; muscle tissue development. Gene Ontology annotation, molecular function: actinin binding; structural constituent of muscle. The record is from RefSeq and is a predicted model, not a curated record. The transcript is spliced from 7 exons. Gene Ontology annotation, cellular component: cytoplasm; nucleus; Z disc. Bases 174 to 755 code for a protein of 193 amino acids. Lineage: Eukaryota; Metazoa; Chordata; Actinopteri; Syngnathiformes; Syngnathidae.
UUGCCGUAGGUGAAAACGAGCACUGUGGUACGUCACCGAGACAUUCCGUCGAAGCACAGUCGACGCGACGUCGUCCUUUGGAAUUUUACAAUCAUAACAUCUGGACCCUGCUUGCGAUAACAUCCACCAGAAGAGGAAGACAACAACAUCUGGCCAGAUAAUCACAUACCACGAUGCCAAACUGGGGCGGAGGCAACAAGUGCACGGCAUGCCACGGCACGGUGUACCACGCCGAGGAGGUGCAGUGCGACGGCCAGAGCUUCCAUAAGGGCUGCUUUCUCUGCAUGGUGUGCAGGAAAGGCCUGGACAGUACCACAGUGAGCAUCCACGACCAAGAGAUCUACUGCAGGUCCUGCUACGGCAAGAAAUACGGUCCAAAAGGCUACGGCUACGGCCAAGGGGCCGGCACCCUCAACAUGGACCGAGGAGAGCGCCUGGGGAUCAAACCGGAACAGUCGCAGUCUCACAGGCCUACCACUAACCCCAAUCCUUCCAAGUUCGCCCAAAAGUUUGGAGGAUCGGAAAAAUGCGCUCGCUGUGGUGACUCCGUGUACGCCGCAGAAAAGAUUAUGGGCGCAGGCAAGCCAUGGCACAAGAACUGCUUCCGCUGUGCCAAGUGCGGCAAGAGCCUGGAGUCGACCACCCAGACGGACAACGAAGGUGAAAUCUACUGCAAAGCUUGCUAUGCCAAGAACUUUGGCCCGAAAGGAUUCGGCUUCGGCCAAGGAGCGGGGGCACUGGUCCACGCUGAGUGACACUGUUGCAAUUCCUCUCCGCUUUUUUUUGCUUUUAAUCCUUCUCAAAUAAAACAGUACACGCCAUCAACAUAAAACUUCACAUUUGACUGUCUUUUAUUAUUAAAGCCAUUAAAACUGAACCAUGCCCAUGUUUUACAUCUGAAGCGGAGUUAAAGUGAUGUGGGCAGAGAGAGACAGAGGCACUGGAAUGAUAUCCUAUUUUCCUGUGUAUGUAUUUUAUAAUAUAUAUGUACUGUAUGUCCCCAGAACCCACCUGACUUUUUUGUGGGAAUAAAUCGCAAAACGGGGCUGCUUUUGGUGUGUUGAUAUGCGAAAAAAAAACAAACACCAGGCCCAUCUCGCAUGGUCACAUUUCCGCUUUUAGCAAAAGAAAAGAAAAAAAGUUUGUCUCGUCUCUUUGCUUUACAAUUUGUACAUCCAGUGGUAUAACAAACCCAUAUGUGACAUUUAAAAAUAAUACCAAAAAAAUGGAUGAGUACAGUCCACAAGCAUGGAAUAUAAUACAGUCGAGGGGUUCACAAGACACUGGAUUUGAGGGUUAAUCAAACAAAACGGAAGAGAAUGCACUUGCCAAGACGUAACACUGAGUAUAUACAGUGGCACCCGGGGGCGGCAUCAUACAUGCAAGUGUGGGACACCAGUGUUGGACAUCACUAAAAGCUACAGUCACUUCUUCAUGUCCUUGUCAUUUAGUCCCCCUCAAAUGAAAAAAAAAAAGAAAUCUGGACUAUUUAUGUACACAUUCUUUACACGGUGCCUCACAUACAGGGAAAGUAAACAAUGGGGGAGGAAAAAACGUGCUGCUGGGCCCUUUUGUUCAGUAGCAGCCCC